Drosophila hydei is the source of this 1228-nucleotide messenger RNA. RefSeq names its product mitochondrial carrier homolog 2. The record is from RefSeq and is a predicted model, not a curated record. The transcript has a single exon. Bases 102 to 1190 code for a protein of 362 amino acids. NCBI's taxonomy places the organism in Eukaryota, Metazoa, Arthropoda, Insecta, Diptera, Drosophilidae.
GUGUUUCGGCGAGGAACUCAGUUAAUUUCAUUUCAAGCAAAUAAAUAAAAUAAGUUUUAAUUCAAAUCGGAUUUGUAGAAGAAAAGAUUCAAGAAUUGCCAAUGCAGAGAUAUUGUGAGCACGACGAAUGCGACUCGAUUGACGAUCGAGAUGAUGUAGCUCAUGAAGGGUCUGUUGAUCCGCGUCUGGACGCAGGCGGCGCAGCUCUGGAUAAUCGCCAGCUGGCAGUCCUGGGAGCCGGCGCUGAUGAGCCCGAAACCGAAGAGCAGCAGGAAACGCUGCCAUUGGAUGUUAAUUGGAUUGACCAAGAACUGGCCAGGCCGCAUGAAUUCUGGCGCUUUCUGCUGCGCAUGAGCUUCGGUACUCUGAUGCAUCCGUAUGAGUAUGCCAAGAUAUUGAUGCAGCUGGGCUACGAGCCGAUGCCCGCUGCCAUCUCAACCAAUUGGCUAGGUCGCACCACCUUAUACUUGCCCAGCGUACAUCAGUACAUACGCUACAUCAAGCACAUCGAUGGAUUCUCUGGCCUGUACCGUGGUCUCUUUUCCCGCAUUAUGAGCACCACCUGCUACGCCCUGUUCUCGGAGAGUUUGGUCAACAUGUUCGGCGUGAGACAGCUGCAGAAGCGAAUGCAUCCAUUUAGCGAAUACCUUUGGAAUCUGGUGCGUGGUGGGAUUAUCGUUGUCACUGGAUUGGCCAUCUCGCAUCCGUUCUAUGUCAUCUCGGUGCGACAGAUGGCUCAGUUUGUGGGCCGUGAAGUUGUCUAUUCGAGUAUGAAAGGCAGUAUCGAGGAGAUACUGGCGCAGGCUGGGCCGCUUGGGUUUUAUGCAGGCUUUGUGCCACGCCUACUCAGCGAUCUGGGCAUCCUGUUCUGUACGAGCACCCUAAGCGCCAUUUACAAUCAGUUCUCCGUCUUCAGGUCGGAUCGGUGGGAGUACAAUUCGGUUCUGAUUCAAUUCGGGGCCGUCAUGCUCUUCUAUCCCCUGCAAGUCGUGGGCGCCUGCAUGGCCUGCUCUGGCUCAGCUGUGGCUGCGGGUGCACCGCCCUACAUGCCCAUCUACGAUAAGUGGAUCGACUGCCUGAUGGAUUUGAUAGCCCGCGGAGAUCAUUAUCGCGGCGCCUUCAUGUUUCGCCGCACCCUGCCCAAAGUGCACGCUCAGCGUGCUCACGACCCAUUCACGCGCCCUAUGUAAGCGAAAAAAAUUGAAUAAAAUACAUUUGUUAACAUGAC